AUGCCGCCCUAUACUGUUGUCUGUUUCCCAGUUCCAGGGUGCUGUGAGGCCAUGCGGAUGCUGCUGGCAGACCAGGGCCAGAACUAGAAAAAAGAGGUGGUGACCAAGGACACCUGGAAGGAGGGCUCACUCAAGGCUUCCUGUCUGUAUGGUCAGCUCCCCAAGUUCCAGGAUGGAGACUUCACCCUGUACCAGUCCAAUGCUAUCCUGAGGCACCUGGGCCACACCCUGGGGCUAUAUGGGAAGGACCAGCGGGAGGUCCCCAUGGUGUACAUCGUGAAUGACAGCAUGGAAGACCUCCGUAUCAAAUACGUCAGCCUCACUUACACCAACUACGAAGCGGGCAAGGAUGGUUACGUGAAGGCACUGCCUGGGCACCUGAAGCUUUUUGAGACCCUGCUAUCUCAGAACUAAGGAGGCAAGGCCUUCAUCAUGGGCGACCAGAUCUCCUUUGUCGACUACAACCUAUUGGACUUACUGCUGACCCAUGAGGUCCUGGCCCCCAGCUGCCUGGAUGCGUUUCCCCUGCUCUCGGCCUACGUGGCACAUCUCAGGGCCCAGCCCAAACUCAAGGCUUUCCUGGAGUCCCCCGAGCACGUGAACCGCCCCAUCAACAGCAACGGGAAACAGUGAAGACUUGUGGGACCCUCAGGAGGAGGAGGCAGGGCCU
Carlito syrichta (Philippine tarsier) is the source of this 670-nucleotide messenger RNA. It is a transcript of the gene GSTP1, whose product is annotated as glutathione S-transferase pi 1. The transcript has a single exon. The record is from RefSeq and is a predicted model, not a curated record. Gene Ontology annotation, cellular component: cytosol. Gene Ontology annotation, molecular function: glutathione transferase activity. NCBI's taxonomy places the organism in Eukaryota, Metazoa, Chordata, Mammalia, Primates, Tarsiidae. Gene Ontology annotation, biological process: glutathione metabolic process.